AAAGCCUACAGGCCCAAUACCGAAACCUUCUCCCCCCCUCUCUCUCUCUCUCUCUCUCUCUCUCUCUACAAGCUUCUCCUCCGCGACCUCUUUCAGCGAAGUUGUUUUGUGCAAAAAUGGCAGAUUGGGGCCCCGUACUCAUCGGUGUGGUACUCUUCGUGCUGCUGCAACCAGGACUCCUAUUCCAGCUACCCGGAAACGGUAAACAAGUUGAGUUCGGGAGCAUGAAAACCAACGGCAAAGCCAUCGCUGUUCACACUCUCAUCUUCUUCACCAUCUACUCCAUCCUCAUCCUCGCUGUCCAUGUCCAUAUCUACACCGGCUGAACUGUUAAUCGAUGCUUAAAACCUACAGAUCUGGAUUGAGAAAUUGUUUGUAUGUUUAUCAUUUUGAUUUAAUGGAAUAGAUUCCUUGUUUGUUAGGCUAGAUCUACUUAUUUUUUUUUGUUGGAUGAUUAUUAUUGAGCUUUUUGUAAAGUUGAAAUAAGUGAUGCAUGUGGUACAACUGGUCGUUGAAAUGAAAUGGCAUCAACAACAUUGUAGAAUA
Molecule: messenger RNA, 546 nt
Organism: Helianthus annuus (common sunflower)
Lineage: Eukaryota; Viridiplantae; Streptophyta; Magnoliopsida; Asterales; Asteraceae
Exons: 2
Coding region: 117-326 (69 amino acids)
Source: RefSeq, a predicted model, not a curated record